This is a messenger RNA of Spinacia oleracea (spinach), 927 nucleotides long. RefSeq lists its product as uncharacterized. The transcript has 2 exons. The record is from RefSeq and is a predicted model, not a curated record. NCBI's taxonomy places the organism in Eukaryota, Viridiplantae, Streptophyta, Magnoliopsida, Caryophyllales, Amaranthaceae. Bases 1 to 927 code for a protein of 308 amino acids.
AUGACAACUCUACAACCUAAUCAAGAUCCAGCUAGUCCAUUUUAUUUGCAUCCAACAGAUAACACUGCAAGUCAGUUAGUCUCAGUGAAAUUUAAAGGAGAAGGCUAUGGUGAUUGGAGGAGAAGUAUGAUGAUCUCUAUGUCAUCAAAGAACAAGCUAGGUUUUGUGAAUGGAACACUAGCUAAACCUGAUGUAACAGCUGACACUUAUCAGGCUUGGAUGAGAUGCAAUGACAUGAUGAUUUCAUGGAUACUGUUUAAUCUGGACACAAACAUUGCCAAAAGUGUGUUAUACUUUAACACAGCUAGAGAGAUUUGGCUAGACCUAGAAGAAAGAUUUGGAUACGUUUCUGGUCCACAGUUGUUUUCUCUUGAACAACAAGCUGCAGAAAUCACACAAGGAGGACAGAACAUUGCUGAAUUUUUCACAGAGAUUAAGUCUAUUUGGGACAAGAUAAGUGCUGCUAAUCCUCUGCCAUCAUGUACUUGCAACCAAUGUACAUGUAACUUGACUCAAAAGAUCUUCAAGAUGCAGCAAGACCAAAGGCUGAUGCAAUUCUUAAUGAAAUUAGGGGAACAUUUAAGCACUGCAAGGGGAAAUUUGUUGAUGAUGCAACCUUUGCCCACCAUCACUCAUGCUUAUAGGAUGUUGGCUCAAGAAGAAAGACAAAGAGAGAUCAGUGCUCCCAUGCAACAUACAGAGAAUCAUGCUUUCAUAGCAGAUAGAAGGAGGUAUAAUGACUUACAAGGAAGAAACAAUCCUUACAAAACUGGAUACAAGAACACUUAUCAGUAUGGUGGAAACAGAACUGGAUACAAGAAACCAUUUACAUAUUAUUGUGAUCAUUGCAAGGUUUCACUGGUUUUAAGAGUGACAAAAGAACAGCAGCAGCAGCUUACUUUGAUGAACCAUAUGGGGAUGAUAUGA